This is a messenger RNA of Cicer arietinum (chickpea), 2692 nucleotides long. RefSeq names its product glucan endo-1,3-beta-D-glucosidase-like. Gene Ontology annotation, molecular function: endo-1,3(4)-beta-glucanase activity. Lineage: Eukaryota; Viridiplantae; Streptophyta; Magnoliopsida; Fabales; Fabaceae. The record is from RefSeq and is a predicted model, not a curated record.
UUUCUAUUUCUCUCCAACUAAGUUAACCUAUCACAUUCAAAUCCAAACUACUUUGUGUGUUUAGUUGAGCUGUGAACCACCGCCACCGUGAGUUUAGAGUCCUCCCACCGCGAUUUUUAAAAGCUACAAUAGGUGGUUUCUUGUCCACUGUUAUUUUCUACCGUGAUUUUUGUGUUUUCCGAACAACAUCUUUGUCAUAAAUCCAAACUCACCAUGCUGAAAAAACUCUCUAAGACUUUCAAAAAUAAACACAGACCAAGACCAGUUCUUCAACCUCCGCCUCCGCCUCCACCACCUCCUCCUCCUCCUCCGCCUCCACCAACACCGCCACCUCCUCUCACUCCUCCUCCACAUCCACCAUCGCCACCACCUCCUCCUCUCACUCCUCCUCCACAUCCACCAUCGCCACCACCUCCUCCUACCCCUCCUCCACCUUCACCACCACUACCUUCUCCUCCAAGGCAACCAAAUACUCCUUUUCUUUUCCCUCAAGCAAACUCCACUAUUCUCCCCGACCCUUCCAACUUCUUCUCUCCAAAUCUGCUAUCCACACCCCUCCCUACAAACUCUUUCUUCCAAAACUUUGUUCUACAAAAUGGUGACACACCUGAGUACAUUCAUCCUUACCUCAUCAAAUCCUCAAACUCAUCUCUCUCCAUCUCGUACCCUUCUUCCACCUCCAACUCUUCUUUCAUAACACAAGCCUUCAACCCUGAUAUCACCAUUUCUUCUUCCAAUAAAACCAACCAAGACUCACAUGAGAGACAUGUGAUCUCUUCCUUCAGUGAUCUCAGUGUCACAUUGGACAUUCCCUCUUCUAAUCUUAAAUUCUUCCUUGUAAGAGGAAGCCCUUUCGUGACAGCAUCAACGACCGGUCGAACACCACUUUCCAUCACCACGAUACAUUCCAUCCUUUCAUUCUCAUCAAAUAACUCCCUCACCAAACACACCUUGAAACUCAACAAUAGCCAAACAUGGCUAAUAUACACGUCCUCGCCGAUCAGUUUCAAUCAUAGCCUUUCUGAGAUUACCUCAGAAGGCUAUUCUGGCAUAAUAAGGAUGGUAGUGUUGCCUGAUUCUGAUCAAAAGUACGAGGCAAUCCUCAACCGAUUCAGUUCUUGUUACGCUACUUCUGGCAAUGCAGCGUUCACAAAACCAUUCUGUGUGGAAUAUAAAUGGGAGAAGAAAGGUUGGGGAGAACUGUUAAUACUUGCUCACCCAGUUCAUCUUCAACUUUUGUCUUCUAGUGAUUGUGAUGUAACUGUUCUUCAUGAUUUGAAGUAUAGAAGCAUUGAUGGUGAACUUGUUGGCGUUGUUGGAGACUCAUGGCUAUUGAAAACUCAUCCUGUUUCUGUUACAUGGCAUUCCACAAGAGGUAUCAAAGAAGAAUUCUAUGAAGAAAUUUGUUCAUCACUUUCUGAAGAUGUGGAUGCUUUAAAUUCCUUAGGAAUAAGGACAACAUCAUGCUAUUUUUAUGGUAAGAUAAUAGCAAGAGCAGCAAGGUUGGCAUUGAUAGCUGAAGAAGUGCAUGACCUCGAAGCCAUACCGGCUAUCAGAAGAUUCUUGAAGGAAACAAUUGAGCCAUGGUUGAAUGGAACUUUUAGUGGAAAUGGUUUUCUCUAUGAUGGAAAAUGGGGAGGAAUUGUUACCAAACAAGGGUCUCAAGAUUCAGGUGCAGAUUUCGGGUUCGGUGUUUAUAAUGAUCAUCAUUAUAAUUUGGGCUACUUCCUCUAUGGAAUUGCAGUUCUUGCAAAGAUUGAUCCAGCAUGGGGAAGGAAGUAUAAACCUCAAGCCUAUUCACUUAUGGCAGAUUUCAUGAACUUAGGAAGAAGAACAAACUCGAAUUAUACGCGAUUAAGAUGUUUCGAUCUCUAUAAAUUUCACUCAUGGGCCGGAGGGCUAAUCGAAUUCGCAGACGGAAGAAAUCAAGAGAGUACUAGUGAAGCUGUGAAUGCAUAUUAUGCAGCAGCAUUGAUGGGAAUGGCAUAUGGUGACACUCAACUUGUAUCCAUUGGAUCAACAUUAGCAGCAUUGGAAAUUCAUGCAGCACAAAUGUGGUGGCAUGUAAAAGGAGGUGAUAACAAACUCUAUGUUGAAGAAUUUUCCAAAGAGAACAAAGUGGUGAGUGUUGUAUGGUCUAACAAAAGAGAUAGUGGACUAUGGUUUGCACCUGCUCAAUGGAGAGAGUGUAGACUUGGUAUUCAAGUUUUACCUUUGUUGCCUAUAACUGAGGCUUUGUUUUCAGAUGUUGGUUAUGUUAAGGAGCUUGUGGAAUGGACAUUAGUUAAUUUGAAUAGGAAAGGUGUUGGUGAAGGGUGGAAAGGUUUUAUAUAUGCUAUGGAAGGUAGUUAUGAUAAAGAAAGUGCAUUGGAAAAGGUGAGAGGGUUGAAAGGUUUUGAUGAUGGAAACUCAAUGACUAAUCUUUUGUGGUGGAUUCAUAGUAGAGAUGAUGAUGGUGAGGAGGAAUUUGGUCAUGGAAAACAUUGCUGGUUUGGAUAUUACUGUCAUUAAGUUGUGAUUGUAAUUGAUUUUAAUCAGUCUUUAAUCCAAUCUUAUGUCAGUGUCUAAGUGUUAAUGUUAAUAUUGAUGAUUUGAGCCGUUGAAAAGAGAAUGUUAAGCAACAUAUUUGUUAGAGUAUAGAGUUGAGUGUUGAUUGGUUCAACUACAGUUAAUUUUCAGUCUCUUACAAUUA